GCGUGCCAACGCUACGUAAACGCUUACCACACAUCAAAGAUAAAUCGGUUAUUUGGCGGGCGCAGUCCAUUUGGUCGGAAGGGGGCAUUGAGGUGCAGGCAUCGGGAAGGUUGUGCAUAAUUACUACCAUGACAGAUAGAUUGCAGUACUGGAAGGAUGAUUUGGAAAAGAGGCUUCACGAGAAGAAUGUGUUUACGGAUUACUUGGCAAUGCUAGAGGAAAAGACCGGUGUGCGGCGGUUAUAUCUCGUGAUAGGGGCGAUCGGGUUCCUGAUCUUGUACCUGGCGUUCGGCUACGGCGCCGGCCUGAUCUGCAACCUGAUCGCCUUCGUCUACCCGGCGUACGCCUCGAUUAAGGCGCUGGAGUCGACCAAGAAGGAGGACGACACGCAGUGGCUGACCUACUGGGUGGUGUACGCCGUGUUCGGCACGGUCGAGUUCUUCUCCGACAUCCUGCUCAGCUGGUUUCCGUUCUACUGGCUCUUCAAGUGUCUCUUCCUCACGUGGUGCGCGGCGCCGGCCUCCUGGAACGGCAGCCUCGUCGUCUACAGGCGCGUCAUCCGACCCUACUUCCUCAAGUAUGAGAACCAGCUGGACGACAUCGCCAACGAGGUAGCUGAGAAGGCCAAGAAGUACGUGGAUCUCUCGGCUGAGAAGGCGCGGGAGAUGGCCGCUGAGCACGCUGCGAAGCAUGAGUGAGCCAGUACCGGACCAGCAGACGCGGGGCUACAAUGCCCAGGCCGGGCGCUACGUGUUCGUGUGAUUAGACCCACUCCUUGCCGGAGCGCGGCGCUGAUUUUUGGUGAUUACGUACCCGUGUAUCCGACGAAAGCUAAGCGCGGGUCUCGGCGUAUACCACCCCGGUUAUUCCUAUGCCGUUGAUCCCGUUUAGCCGCCGCUGCCGCAUUUCGUAGGUCCCUCGUAUUUUAUUGGCUGUGUGCUUUCACCAGUCUUUCUGAUGCGUUUUCUGACACAGCGCGAGAAACUGGUGUCUGUUGGCAGGAACAGAGUGAUUAUUAAGACAAUCGCUGCUCUGAUCAUGUGGUGGGUUUUUCAAGGUGACCGGUGCAGUGAGGAAAUGGUUUCAAGUAUGGGUGAGCUGGUUACUUUUGUUUCUUACGAAACCUGGUUUUGGACUCGGCCUGCGCUAUGCAAAAUCCGUUUUUCACCAUUUAUCGUAUGACUGACUUCCAAAAGCCUGCUUCCAGACAUUGUCGAACACAUUUCCAGAAAAACAACGAGAAGUGAUCACAGUAACAAACAAAUGGCGUGUUUGAACCGCCAUUGUCGGAAUUCGACUAUGUUUUGACCGAGCCCACCACCUCGCCGUUGACCGUGCCAAGCCGACACAGAUAUCGAUUGAUUAUCAAUUAUUAUGACUGCGGCGAACGUAAGCUCAAUGUCUGACUGGCAGACACCGUUCGUGGUGUGGGUAUGUUAAUUGUCGUGUCCCCCCCCCCCCUCCACAAAACUCCGAUCCUGGGUGAAGGCUAGUCGAUGUAAUACAACACAUAUCCCUCGUAUAAGACAGGUGCUGUGGGGUCAGGAAGAGACUAUUCAGUCUCGGGGCUAGGAGCGUGAGCGCUUUGGGACUGUUGGGUGCACGCUAGAAGAUGGUUAUGCUCAGGGGAUUUGGCUAAGGUCGCGACAAGUUCUCGCCCGAUCUCUUGCCUGUACGUCGGUAGAGCGAUGCAAUGGCAAGACCAAUACAACGUGACGGUCUCGAA
Messenger RNA from Pollicipes pollicipes, 1726 nucleotides. Its product is annotated as receptor expression-enhancing protein 5. The record is from RefSeq and is a predicted model, not a curated record. NCBI's taxonomy places the organism in Eukaryota, Metazoa, Arthropoda, Thecostraca, Pollicipedomorpha, Pollicipedidae. The transcript is spliced from 3 exons. The coding region runs from base 129 to 698 and encodes 189 amino acids.